Molecule: messenger RNA, 939 nt
Organism: Eptesicus fuscus (big brown bat)
Lineage: Eukaryota; Metazoa; Chordata; Mammalia; Chiroptera; Vespertilionidae
Gene: GIPC3
Product: GIPC PDZ domain containing family member 3
Exons: 6
Coding region: 1-939 (312 amino acids)
Molecular function (GO): protein binding
Source: RefSeq, a predicted model, not a curated record
AUGGAGAGCGCAGCGGCCCGCGAGGCCCGAGGGGCCGAGGCCCCGCGCCAGCCCGCGCCCUCGCCCGCGCCCUCCGAGCCCCCCGCUGCGCCCCGCGCCCGCCCGCGCCUCGUCUUCCGCACGCAGCUGGCUCAUGGCAGCCCCACAGGCAAGAUCGAGGGUUUCACCAACGUCCGAGAGCUCUACGCCAAGAUCGCCGAGGCCUUCGGGAUCGCGCCCACCGAGAUCUUAUUCUGCACCCUGAACAGCCACAAAGUGGACAUGCAGAAGCUCCUGGGCGGCCAGAUAGGGCUGGAGGACUUCAUCUUCGCGCACGUGCGCGGCGAGACCAAGGAGGUGGAGGUCACGAAGACGGAGGAUGCGCUGGGGCUGACGAUCACGGACAACGGGGCGGGCUACGCCUUCAUCAAGAGGAUCAAGGAGGGCAGCAUCAUCAACAGGAUCGAAGCCGUGUGUGUGGGCGACAGCAUCGAGGCCAUCAACGACCACUCCAUCGUCGGCUGCCGCCACUACGAGGUCGCCAAGAUGCUCCGUGAGCUGCCCAAGGCCCAGCCCUUCACCCUGCGCCUGGUGCAGCCCAAGAGAGCCUUCGACAUGAUCAGCCAGAGGAGCCGGAGCAGCAAAUGCCCCGUGGAAGCAAAAGUGACCAGCGGGCGGGAGACCCUGCGGCUUCGUUCUGGGGGGGCUGCCACAGUAGAGGAAGUGCCCAGUGAAUUUGAGGAGGAGGCUUCUCGGAAGGUGGAUGACCUACUGGAGAGUUACAUGGGCAUUCGGGACCCAGAGCUGGCGUCCACCAUGGUGGAGACGUCCAAGAAGACAGUGAGCGUUCAGGAGUUUGCACGCCGUUUAGACUCCGUCUUGGGCGAGUUCGCCUUCCCGGACGAGUUUGUGGUGGAGGUGUGGGCCGCCAUCGGGGAGGCCAGGGAGGCCUGUGGCUAA